Molecule: messenger RNA, 4759 nt
Organism: Oncorhynchus masou masou (cherry salmon)
Lineage: Eukaryota; Metazoa; Chordata; Actinopteri; Salmoniformes; Salmonidae
Product: zinc finger protein 347-like
Exons: 5
Coding region: 185-2779 (864 amino acids)
Biological process (GO): embryo development; urogenital system development; regulation of transcription by RNA polymerase II
Cellular component (GO): nucleus
Molecular function (GO): DNA-binding transcription factor activity, RNA polymerase II-specific; RNA polymerase II transcription regulatory region sequence-specific DNA binding
Source: RefSeq, a predicted model, not a curated record
AGUCAAGCGACCAAAUACAAAUUCCACGUUAGCGUUAUUGUUUAGACGUGUAACAACACCAUAGACUGAAAAAAAACCUAAUUGAACUACACCGCAUUACAUACUUAGUGUUUAAUUCGCGUUGGAGACGGGACUUGGUUGAUGGAUGUUAUCUAGGUAACGCUAGCUAGCUGCUUAGCUAACAAUGGCAAACUGUAUGGUUUUUCACACUCAAAUAGCCUCCGUCAUGGAGGUGCUAGCGAAUGCAGCCGUGGCAGAGAUCUGUAAACUCGUAGACGACGACUAUGCAGUGUUUCGUUUGGAAAUAACUCAAAGCCAGAAAGAAAACGGGGCCUUGCGGAGGAAACUACAGCUAUUGGAACUAAAGGUGGCACGGGAGCGCGCAGAGAGGACAAUACGAGAGCGCGUCCUCGCCAGUCGUCCCAGUAGUGUCAAGGUCCUCGACCGAUACAAAGGAAUGACAAGAGGUGGACAUCUCACUGGAGGCCACAGGAGCUUUGUGAAGCCAGCGGGUCACAAUACAUGGAGCGAUGACCAACCAAUCACUGACGAGGGCACUCGAACCUCAAUUCAGAACAUUAUUGUGAUAGAGUCUGUAGAUGCAGAUGCUGCAGGGCCCGGAGGAUCGCCUUUGGUCAAGCAGGAGAAGUCUGAAGGAGAGGAGGACCCACGGAACAACAGAGACAUCCAAACUGGAGCAGCGGCUGGUGUGCCCCCUAUAGCCACGGAGGACAACACCACAGCUCCAGCGCAGCCCAGGACCCAACGCAGCAUCACGGAGGUCAGUGGAACGCCGAACGCCGUCCUCAAGUCCGAGACAGACACAAAGACUUUAACUGUAACACGCAGGCUCUUACACACAGGAUUUGACCACAGAUCAGACCCAGAGAGACUGGGACUGGGGAGAUUGGGCUGUCCUCCUGCUCCCAGCUCAGAGUACUUACCAGUAUUUCACCAGACCCAGAGGACGGUUCAUUCCUGUGGAGAUGGUGAAGGUGACACAUUAGACACUGGCAGUGAUGAUCUGUCUUCCUCUUACGCUACAGAGAUGGAACCUGGCAACAUAUCCUUGGGUUUAGAGACACAGACGGAUCUUUCUAGAGGGUACUGGAACCAGUACAGUAGUAGUGUAUACUCUGAAGGGUGCCUAGAUAAGAAAAGGGAGGGUCUGGUCGGAAAUGUGAAAGUGGAGGGCGACACUCCUCCCACAUGGAAUGCAGAUAGUCACCUAAGAGACCGACACUCACAGGGCAGAGAAUUCUUAGAAUACAGAGGAAGCUUAGAGACUAAUCCAAAUGUCGCAACCCACUCCCCUUUACACGCGUUCAGGGAUCGCGACCCAGUGUCCGCGUCGAUGGGGCUUUCUGAUUCACAGGGCCCCGUCCUUUUCGAUCAGGUCUUGAACUCAAACGACCAAAGGGCAAAGGCUCGGGGAGGUGGAGAAACAUCAGGCAAUACAAAAGAGAAACGGUUCCUCUGCAUGUUCUGUAACAAAGGCUUCAGCUGCCCCCAGAAGGUGGAGAGGCACCAGAGGAUCCACACAGGUGAGAAACCCUACAGCUGCCCCCAGUGUGAGAAAAGGUUCUCCCGCCAGGACCACUUGAAGUUGCACCAGAAGGUCCACACAGGGGAGAAACCCUACAGCUGCCCCCAGUGUCACAUGCGCUUUACCCAGGCUGGCAACCUGAAGAUGCACCUGAAGGUCCACACGGGAGAGAGGCCAUUCGCCUGUACGCACUGCGGGAAGAAGUUCUCAGAGAGGAGAUACCUCAGGAUACACCAGCAGAAAAACCAUUCCACUCCAGUAGACAUGGAGGAUGGGAAGCCUGAUCUGCUGCUGGUCAAAGAGGAGACAAUAGAAGAUGGACCAGAGAGCAUUGACCUGCUGAGUGGAGUAAAGAUGGGGGAGCAAGGUGGUUGGCUGGAGGAUAACAGAGAAGACUGGUCGGCCAUCUUGGAUUCCCAGACCCAGACGGGUGCCAAGGGCCCAGUGGAUAACAUCACUGAGCAGGCCAGGACCAGAGGCGACAUAGUGGAGGUCAGUGGAUGGGACAGCAUCUUCAACUCUGGACUGGGGAACAACACUGUUUACCACAACCAGAAACAGACAGUCGAACACAAAACAACAACUGAACAUAGUCUCCAUGACAACAGACUGGCUGAGACUAGGGCGAGGCGUAGAUUUUGUCUGCGGGGACGGGGAGGUGUCGGUAUGCAGCGGGAGAGAACAGACACAGACUCCUCAAGUGAUGCUCCGGCCUGCUCCUAUAGUUGUGAUUCAGAGAGACUGACGGCGCCUCAGGUUAACCCCCUAACAGGUGCUGCCUUCAGCCUGCCUUCUAUAGGAUCUAUCAACUGGAACAUGGACCCUGCGACAACACAGACACUCCCUGGCCUUCAUCCUCCUCACACUCUCCUAAUGUUAAACCAGACCUCGGACAAUGGCAAAACACUAAAUGGCUACACAAGCCCAUUGACAAAUGAUGGUAAUAGAGAUGGAAUCAGUAAAGGUGUCAGCACCAAAGAAAAGCGCUUCCCAUCUUCAUUCUGUGGGAAAGUCUUCAGUUUCCCCGAACAGGUUGAGCUCCAAAAGAGGAUGCACACAGGGGGGAAACCUUUCGGCUGCCACCUGUGCCGGGUCAGUUUUUCAGACUCGUCCAACCUGAAGAGGCACCUGAGGGUCCACACAGGGGAGAAACCGUACAGCUGCCCCCAGUGUGAGAAGAGGUUCUCCCGCCAGCACAAUAUGAAGAUGCACCUGAAGGUCCACACGGGAUAGAUGUCGUUCUCCUGUACGCACCGCAGGAAGGGGUUCUCAGAGAGGAGCUUCCUGAGGACACAACAGAAAAUGCACACAGCCCAUGUAUAGUAAUAUGUACAAUGCCUUCACAAGGUUUUCACACCCCUUGAUUUUUCCACAUUUUGUUGUUACAGCCUGAAUUUAAAAUGGAUUACAAUUUCAAAGUGUAAUUAUGUUUUUAGAAAUGUUUACAAAUUAAUAAAAAAUGAAAAGCUGAAACCCCUUUGUUAUGGCAAGCCUAAAUAAGGUCAGGAGUAAACAUGUGCUUAACAAGUCUCAUAAUAAGUUUCAUGGACUCACUCUGUGUGCAAUGGUAGUGUUUAACAUAUAUUUUUUUAUGACUACCUCAUCUCUGUACCCCACACAUACAAUUAUCUUUAAAGUCCUUCAAUCGAGCGGUGAAUUUCAAACAGAUUCAACCACAAAGACCAGGGAGGUUUUCCAAUGCUCCGCAAAGAAGGGCACCUAUUUGUAGAUGGGUACAAAUAAAAAAAAAGCAGACAUUGAAUAUCCUUCUGAGAAUUGUGAAGUUAUGAAUUACACUUUGAAUGAAGUAUCAAUACACCCAGUCACUACAAAGAUACAGGUGUCCUUCCUAACUCAGUUUUCGGAGAGGAAGGAAACCACUCGGGGAUUUCACCAUGAGGACAAUGGUGACUUGAAAAUAGUUUGAGUUUAAUGGUUGUGAUGUGAGAACUGAGGAUGGAUCAACAACAUUGUAGUUACUCCACAAUACUAACCUAAUUGACAGAGUGAAAAGAAGGAAGCCUAAACAUACCAAAACAUACAUCCUGUUUUCCCAAAAAAUUGACAAAACAAUUCACUUUUUUGUCUAAACGAAGUGUUAUGUUUGGGGCAAAUCCAAUAAAACACAUUACUGAGUACCACUCUCUAUAUUUUCCCAGCAUAGUGCUGGCUACAUCAUGUUAUGGGUAUGCUUGGAAUUGUUAAGGAAUGGGACGUUUUUCAGGAGCUAAGCACAGGCAAAAUCCUAGAGGAAAACCUGGUUCAGUCUGCUUUCCACCAGACACUGGGAGAUUAAUUCACCUUUCACUAGGACAAUAACCUAAAACACAAGGCCAAAUCUACACUGGAGUUGCUUACCAAGAAGAAAAUAAAUGUACUUGAGUGGCCGAGUUACAGUUUUGACUUAAAUCUGCUUAAAUCUAUGGCAAGACCUGAAAACGGUUGUCUAGCAAUGGUCAACAAUCAAUUUGACAGAGCUUGAAGAAUUUUGAUUUAAGAAUAAUGGACAAAUGUUGAACAAUCCAGGUGUGGAAAGCUCUUAGAGACUUACCCAGAAAAACUCACUGCUGUAAUCGCUGCCAAAAGUGAUUCUAACAUGUAUUGACUCGGGGGGUUGAAUACUUAUAUGAUGUAGAAACAGUAUAUUAGUGUUUUCUAAUUAUUUACUUUUUUACUGAUGUUUAGUAUUUUUAGUAAGAUCAUUGACAAAAAAAAUACAAAUCCAUUUUUAUCCCACUUUGUAACACAACAAUGUGGAAAAAUUCAAGGUAUGUGAAUACUUUCUGAAAGCACUGUAGUACUAUUUAGUUUGUUUGUAGUUAAUUCUGCUGGUUUGGGUUGUAGUAUGGAACUGGAUGAGGUGAACUGAGGAAAGAAUGAGUAGAUGAUAUGGUGGUGAUGAUGUCUUUAAAAAUGCUUCACUGAUGAAAAGUGACAACCUGUCAUGUUGUUUGACGUUGGUGUUUUAUGAGGAAAUUAUAGUGCCUUAAUUCAUGUUUACUUGACAUAAAGUAGUGAAGAUGUGUGUAAUGUUGAAUCUUUUCAAAAACUAUUUUAAAAUGUUUUUCAUCAAAGCGAGAUUUACUUAAAAGGUCAAGUGUUACCAUAUUGAGAAAAGUUACUACUUGUUAUGUAUUGUUUUGUACAAUAAAAGUACUGUACACCAGGUUAUGUGAAUGUAUGACCAUUUUGUUCAAAUGAAAUACAUAAUUG